AUGGGCAAAUCUGCCUCCUCGCAGCUCGCACCCCAGGGAGCGAGCGGCAGGCUGCUAUCACAAGACGAGGAUGACGCGAAUCAAAACAUUGUCGAGCCUCGCAUCCUUAUGAAGCAGCGCGGAAAAGGCUCCAAGAGAGGAAAGGAAGCACGAGACGUCUUGCAAAGCGCGUACACGGCCCUGUGGGAAAUGGCAGAGGGCAGCUUUCUCAGCCCUAAGCAGCAAAAAGCGAUUUGGCCGUAUCUAACCUGGCCGCCCGUACCACAAUGGCAUAUCCUUCAAUUCGAUGCUCAGCAAGACUGGAACUCCCUGGGAUACACCGUGGAGCCGGAUGACCACACAAUCAAGCGAGCUCUUGCUGGGAUCUUCCAACCCAAGCGUCGAGUCUACCCGGGCCAGCUCUACUACAAACACCUCCUCAUUCCUAUCUUCUUUCGCCACCAGGAAGAUGGGUCAGAUGUAUGCAUGUGGGGCAUGAUACAUGUUCAAAAGGGCAAAAACGUCGCCUACUUUCAUGUCUUUACCAAAUGGCAGGAAGAUAUCCAUGGUACGAACGUCAAAGCUUGGUCUAAGAUCUUUGACCCUCAAUCCCUGUUCGGAGGUCACCUCAGGGGAUUCAACAUGAAAAUCGUCAUCCAAGUCCAUAAUGGCGAUCUCGAUGCCCAGGCAUUCAGGAAGCAGAACGAUGUGGAGGAAUGGAGUAAAUGGACAUUCUUUUACUCGAUACAUGUGGCUCGCCAUCUGAUGUUGCUCGGUGCUGCAGAUGACCAAAUCCCACACUUCGACGUCCAGAAGAACGGCCCGGAGGGUGUUGUACAACUUCUUGUCGGAAUUCAUACUGCAUUCGAACAUGCUGGCAUUCAAGUAACGACAAAAUGGCCUCCUAGCAAGCUGGAGGAGGACGAGGAUAAUGUGGUCUUUUAUCGCAAAGUGUGCCAGGAUAUGCGCUACGCCUUUGAACCAGACGAGGUUGAGAUGUCGCUGGUGUCAGAGAGCGACGGCACCAACGAAGACCUUGAUGGAACGACCCUCAUAGAUGAUCUUUCUCCAGACCGCGCUACAUGCGAUGAGACUGAAGAUGAUGAGAUGAUCUGA
Molecule: messenger RNA, 1095 nt
Organism: Phaeoacremonium minimum UCRPA7
Lineage: Eukaryota; Fungi; Ascomycota; Sordariomycetes; Togniniales; Togniniaceae
Exons: 1
Coding region: 1-1095 (364 amino acids)
Source: RefSeq, a predicted model, not a curated record